Carica papaya (papaya) is the source of this 1614-nucleotide messenger RNA. RefSeq names its product photosystem II stability/assembly factor HCF136, chloroplastic-like. Gene Ontology annotation, molecular function: protein binding. Lineage: Eukaryota; Viridiplantae; Streptophyta; Magnoliopsida; Brassicales; Caricaceae. The record is from RefSeq and is a predicted model, not a curated record.
GAGACGCUCGAAAACAGCCAGCAUAGCCGUUACAUAACAACCAUUCGGAUAAGAAAAAGCAUAACACACACACAGAAAUCACACCAUGGAUAUGGCGUCUCCAAAAUUGGCUGACUGCUUCCAUCCAUCAAUCCUCCUAAAACCUUCACUCACUUCUCUCUUCAUUACCCCUUGCCUUCUCCACCGAACGCACUCUCCAACGCCAUCCCACCGUCUACUAACCCGGGCCUCUCUCCAGCACCCAUCGUCGUCUCAGUCGCCCCUCAAUCGCAGGAAUUUUGUCUCCCAGACAGCUGCUAUUUCACUUUCUCUUGCUCCUUUAGUCGGCCUCACGCAGCAGGCUAAGGCCGAGGAGCCACUUUCCGAGUGGGAGCGAGUCUACCUUCCUAUUGACCCUGGCGUUGUUCUUCUCGACAUUGCUUUCGUUCCCGAUGACUCGAACCACGGUUUUCUGCUGGGGACAAGGCAAACCAUCUUGGAGACGAAAGACGGUGGGAACACGUGGGUUCCGCGUUCUAUACCAUCGGCCGAGGACGAAGAUUUUAAUUACCGAUUUAAUUCAAUCAGUUUCAAAGGAAAGGAAGGCUGGAUUGUAGGAAAGCCUGCCAUUUUGUUAUACACUUCUGAUGCUGGAGAAAGUUGGGAGAGGAUACCAUUAAGCGCACAACUUCCUGGUGAUAUGGUAUAUAUAAAGGCAACUGGAGAAAAGAGUGCAGAAAUGGUGACUGACCAAGGUGCAAUAUAUGUUACAUCAAACAGGGGUUACAACUGGAGGGCGGCUGUUCAGGAGACUGUCUCAGCUACACUUAAUAGAACAGUUUCAAGUGGUAUCAGUGGUGCUAGCUAUUAUACAGGCACAUUUAGCACUGUGAACCGUUCACCAGAUGGAAGAUAUGUUGCUGUCUCAAGCCGUGGUAACUUCUAUCUGACAUGGGAGCCUGGGCAGCCAUUCUGGCAACCACAUAACAGAGCAAUUGCACGAAGAAUUCAGAACAUGGGAUGGAGAGCUGAUGGUGGUCUUUGGCUUCUUGUUCGUGGAGGAGGACUUUACCUUAGCAAAGGCACUGGGGUAACAGAAGAUUUUGAAGAAGUUCCUGUGCAAAGUCGAGGUUUUGGUAUUCUUGAUGUUGGGUACCGUUCAGAGGAAGAGGCAUGGGCAGCUGGAGGCAGUGGCAUUCUAUUGAGAACUACCAAUGGUGGAAAGACAUGGAGCCGUGACAAAGCAGCUGAUAACAUUGCUGCAAAUCUUUACUCCGUGAAGUUUAUCAAUGAUAAGAAGGGCUUCGUGCUUGGGAACGAUGGGGUCUUGCUCCGAUAUCUUGGUUAAAGUGGUAAUCCACCCAAGGUUUUUCAAAGUGCUUGCAAUUUUGUAUAGUUGAUUUGUAUGCCUGGAUGUUUUGGCUGUAAAUUAUAUACAGAGGUACCAAACUUUCCCCGCAGUUCAAUACCAUAGUUGCAAUGUUUUUAUAGAAUUAGCUGUGAUUCUUUGUGAUCUGUUGUACCCCGAAAGAAGCUCUCACAGAAAUGAUGAGAUUAUGAUGUUCUUUUAUCAAGUAUUGGCCUACGUUGUAAGUCCAUUCCAAUGAAUACAUGAAUUAAGAGUUGCAAGUUUAA